AUGAAAUCAAGAAAAGCUCCAGGAAGUGAUGAAGUGAAAGCUGAUAUUCUAAAAGCUGGUGGUGAGCCAGUGAUAAAAUGGCUGCACGAAAUGUUCACCGAUAUGUGGGAGAAUGAACAGGUGGUGAAGGAAUGGAGUUCAGCCACUCUAAUCAGGCUAUAUAAGAACAAAGGAGACAAAAAACUAUGUGACAAUUACAGAGGUAUCUCGUUACUGAGUGUAACUGGCAAAAUAUUCUCACGUAUCAUUCUCAACCGUAUUCAAAAUUCGGUUGAUGAACGACUAUUAGAAAUACAAUCUGGUUUUCGAUCGAACAAAGAUUUAAAAAAUUGA
This is a messenger RNA of Rotaria socialis, 333 nucleotides long. Lineage: Eukaryota; Metazoa; Rotifera; Eurotatoria; Philodinida; Philodinidae. The record is from the annotation of a GenBank genome assembly.